Populus nigra (black poplar) is the source of this 1937-nucleotide messenger RNA. RefSeq lists its product as uncharacterized. The record is from RefSeq and is a predicted model, not a curated record. The transcript is spliced from 10 exons. NCBI's taxonomy places the organism in Eukaryota, Viridiplantae, Streptophyta, Magnoliopsida, Malpighiales, Salicaceae. Bases 69 to 1688 code for a protein of 539 amino acids.
UCACAAACAAUACCUUAACCGACAAGAAAAACCUGCUUGAACCAACUGCAACUAGCAAGCAAGCAAACAUGGGCGGCGGCGGCGGCGAAGAUACGCCUCUCGGUUUCACCCCCGCGGAAGAAUCCUCGGUGGAACAAAAUUCUUUGCAAUCAUCAUCUCCUCCGGGGUCCUACUCUUUUCAAAGAUUUCAAGAGAAAAAUGAGGGUGGAACCAUGGAUGGAGAGUGUGGGUCGGUGUAUGAAGGAUCUAGAAUUCCUUCAAGUUUUUUGGAAUUUCAAGCCAACCAAAAGAAGGCGAGUACUGCAAUCAGGGAAGUCUUGCAGAGUUAUGAUCAGUUGAAGGAUAGAAGCAAGAGCUUGGAGGAAGGAAAGAGAAAAAUCUUGAGUUAUACUCCUGGAGGAUGGAUGGAGAAUGUGAUUGGCAUGAAAUUGAGUGACUUUGAUGUGCCAAACACAACAGUCCUCCUCGUAAUCGGUCCAAAGGGAUCUGGGAAAAGCAGCCUUAUAAAUAGAAUUUCUAAGGUGUUUGAAGAUAACAAGUUUGCAUCUGAAAGAGCUCAAGUAUCAUAUAACUCAUCUGCUGCAGAUGGAACCUACUUCCUUCAGGAAUAUAUGAUCCCAAGAAGUUCAACUUCUUUCUGUCUUUAUGAUACCCGUGGUUUGUCCUAUGACUCAUAUGAUAGCGCUAACAUGCUCAAGAAUUGGAUCACAAAAGGUGUUCAUCAUCGGGAGCUCAUUAUUAGGCCAUCAGAUAAUUCACAUUUGAGGAACCAAAUGAAGUGCAAAGCUCGUGGGAAUGGUUGUCAGUCCACGGAAACCAGGAUGGUUACCUUUGUCAUAUUUGUUGUUGAUGGGCUUGCAGUUCUGAAAUCCAUGGAUAAUCUUGUAGACGAAGGGAAAAAGUAUACACAGAUGAUUGCUAAAACUUUUGACUGCCCAUAUAUAUCGUUUAAUGAUGAUAAACCUGUGGUUGUUGUUACGCAUGGUGAUUUACUUUCACUCUAUGAUCGUGCCCGAGUGCGUGUUCAUUUGGGGGAGCUGCUAGGUAUUGCCCCUGCGAAACAAAUUUUUGACAUUCCAGAAAGCCAUGAUCCAGUAACUGAAUUGACAAUAGUUAACAUGCUGCAUUAUUCCCUGGAGCAUGCUGAUAAAAAUCUUCCUCACAAACGCCAGAUAGCUAAAAAGGUUCGUAGUUUAAGCCUCUCUUUGUAUAUAUCUCUCUUCUUCAUUCUUGCAAUUGCCAUCAUAUCAAUCUACAUACCGCCCUUGCUUAUUCAACACCCCCCUAUACCAAAAGCUCAUGCUGAUCUCCCUCAAUCAGACGCUCUGGUAGAUCCCCUCUUGUCAGAAGCUCCUGUUAACGUGGAUCCCCGUAACUCAGAAGCUCUUUUAGAUCCCCUCAAAUCAAACGUUCAAGUGGAUCCCCCUAAAUCAGAAGCUCUUGCAGAAUCCCCCAGAUCAAAAGUUCAUGCCGAUCCCCCUAUGUCAGAAGUUCCUGUUAAUGUGGAUCCCCCUAAAUCAGAAGCUCUUCGUUUAGAUACCCCCAAAUCAAAAGCUCGUGUGAAGCCCCCUAAAUCAAAAGCUCGCGUGGACCCCCCUAAAUCAAAAAGUCUUGCCAAUUCCCAUCAAUCAGACGAUCAAAUUGUAGAUUGGCCUUCUGUCAGGCACUUGUGGUUAGACGAGAAUUAAAUGUUGGCUGCUGCUCUGCUUGUUUGAUGUGUAUUGGUCAUACUUUGGGGACUUCUUUGUACAUAUAUAAGCGGUUUUGCAGACUAAGAAAGAAGCAAGCCAGCUUCGAAUUGGAUAACUUGUGUCACAGUGAGUUUUUGUUGUAUUUGUGUAAAUUAUAUCAGAAUUGAUGAUUAAGGGGUCGCAGCCCUAGCUCAUUGAAAUGUUGUUCUCGUAUUUCAGGAAGGCAUUUCUAAUUUUCAUUUUGCA